This is a messenger RNA of Sparassis crispa, 2511 nucleotides long. RefSeq lists its product as hypothetical. The record is from RefSeq and is a predicted model, not a curated record. Gene Ontology annotation, molecular function: structural constituent of nuclear pore. NCBI's taxonomy places the organism in Eukaryota, Fungi, Basidiomycota, Agaricomycetes, Polyporales, Sparassidaceae. The transcript is spliced from 9 exons. Gene Ontology annotation, cellular component: nuclear pore. Bases 1 to 2511 code for a protein of 836 amino acids.
AUGGGAGAACCCAGGGAGGGCAUUCUGGUCGUCGAACGCGAACGCAUCGCGGCGCUCGUGGAUGAGGACUUUCCUCUUAGGUCCCGCCGGCUUCUCGCGGCGUCUUCUCCCCUGGACCCCCAAUUUACCCUCCUGGAGAUCCUGUGGACGCUGCGUGCUAAGAUUGGCACCCGGCCCAUGCUUGUUUUCGAGGAUCGAUUGGUCGACCUUGUGCAUCAAGAGAUCGCCUUCCCAUACGCCGAUAUUAUACAGGACCAAGCCGAGCGGAUCAACAUCCGCGAGGAGCUCGACAAAGGCAUGGAGAAUUGGAUUGCCGGGCGCUUGCAGAGCAUCGACAACAUGUCAGACGCUAUUCAAUCGGUGCUCAAUGUCAUUGGUGGCUUGGAAAAGAACGUGAAGAAAGAAGAUGAGGAUGAAGAUGGGGCGUUGCGGCUUCCAUCCGCCUAUCCGGAGUGGUGGAGGGCGCUUGUGUCUUCGUACGUUGCAGUUUCCGUCCAAGCACGAUAUGGCUUGUGUCUGUCGCUCGUUACGUUGCUCUUCUUCGUCUCGGAAGAUUUGCCACAAUGGGAUCCUGCGUUGCUAGCAGAAAUCUUUGUGGUAUUCCGUGGGAUCGCCAUGUUCCGGUACGCGACGCGCCAGCCAGCUGCGGGCAGCGUCAGUACGCCAGCUGCUGAGCCCUUGACGGACGAGGAAGUCGUCGCGAAGAUGAGGGACAUGCAUGUCUCCUCAACAGCCUCUGGAUUCACGCCGAGCUACUCGCUCAUCCACCGUCUCCUCACGCAGUACGGCAGCGAUGCAGCAAUCGUGCCUGCCUCUGCACACCUAUUCUUAGCUUCUUCCGGGCUGCUGGAAUCCUUAUCUCCUGCAAAUGCGACGAAGCUCGAGGUGCUCUUUUGUGAGCGGCUUCGCCUUCUCGGAUACCGCAAGGUUUCCAGAGAGAGCUUAGCGUGGCUACCCAGGACAGCUGGGGUGACGUACGUGCUUGGCCGACUGUGGUUGGAUGAGGGUAGGUACGAUGAUGCAGCCUCUGUAAUGGAGGGUGUGGCAGUCAGCUUCGGACGUGACAGCGCGUUAACCACGGAGGACCACGAGGCUCUGGCCGGGGUACUGCCAGGCGCGGCGUUCUUCCAAUCUGUGUUCGAUUUCUAUUUGCAUGUCGCCGGCCUCUUCAAGGCCGUUUCUGUGACAUCAAGUGAAGUGGUGUUUUCCCAGCUCGCUCUGUCCGUGGCACCGCCAGGCGUCGACAGCGCGUCCCUGUGGCACGCGGUCAUAAGAGGCCUCACGGACUUGGAGCUUUAUGAAGAUGCAAUAUGGGAAUGUGUGAGCCAACUGAUGUACCGGAUGUGCGAGGAGCACGCCGUCGACCGGCUCAUGGCCCUUAGUUUUGUGGGCUUCGUGGACGAGGUGGAGGAAUCGCUCUCGUUUAAGGCCCGGAACGCGGACCCGCGAGUACGACCGUUCUACUCAAGGAUACUCUACAUGUGGUAUAUCUCUCGUGGCGAUUAUCGCAAUGCCGCCCUCACAAUGUACCAGCGGGCGCGGAAGCUCGCCAGCCUGUUCGGAGACCCGGCGAACUUCAUUGAAAUUGCCGAGUUGCGGCUUGAAGCUUAUGUUGUUGGAAUGAAUGCUCUCGUGCUCACUGAUCAGAAGAACGCAUGGAUCGUCCUGCCCGUCACGGCCGAAUCCGAACACGAGCCCCGUAAGCGCCGUAAGCUGUCGCGAUAUAUCCCGGAGGACAAGUACGGGCCCGGGAAGCGGGACAUGGAAGUGGUGGAACUGGCGGACAUGCAAUACGAGUGUACACUUUUGGCUAUCCGUCUGGAGUUAAUCCACCGCGACCCCACACUUCUGUCGGUUGGGGAAGCGCUGCUAUCGCCUCCGUCCGUCGUAUUGCGUCUGACACAAGCGAAUCGCUUCAACAUGGCCAUGGCUACCGGCGCGCACGCACAACUUAAUGUCGACAUGACUGAUCUCUUCGGACAUUUGACCGGCCUAUCCUCCGUUGAUAGCGGCGAAGACACGUCUGACUGGCUGCUAACUGACAAAGUGACUUCGUGGCCCGGCACUGCAGCAGACCGAGGCUGGCGAUACCUUCGAGAGUCGCUGGAGCGGCACGAUGGUCCGGAUACGGAUUACAGAUACACCAAGGUGACAUUGGAAACCAUCUUAGAACUCGAUCGCACAUCACCACCCCCACAGUGGUUGACUCAGUCGCUAGAGGUGCACCACCCUGAGUAUCUGAUUCGCACAUGCCUGCGCUACGAGAUGUUCGAAGGGGCACUGGAGCACACGUUGUCGCUAAUGCGGAGAAGUGACGCUCACCUCGCACAGGAGAGGCCCAAGGCCGCGUCUGUAACCUGGCUACCAUAUACCUUGAUUGACCAGGUUCUCGCCGCAGUGGAUACCCAGCAGGGGCUUCCCAUCGGGGCUCAGUCUCUACGCAAAGAAUUGCGGACAGAGAUUUCCAACCGCAUAAAACGCGUGCAAAAAUGCGGCCAGUCUGUCCGAUAG